CCAGUACUUAUAUACGUAUGUACAUCCUCAAGUAUUGUGAGUAAUAUACUAAAAUGCCAAUUACAGUGAAUUUUUUCUGUUUUUUGUCCUUUAAAUCGUACAAUAUGAAACCAUUUUUACGUUUCGGUAACAUUUAUCAACUAAAUCACUUGCUUGAAGAAUUGAUGAUCAAAAAAGUUCAAUGAAGUAGGAAAAAAUUAUCGUGAACUUCUGAUAAAAUGAUCACAAUAAGCAAGAAACCAGUUAAGAAUGUAUACGAAGAAGAUGAGAAGAAAACAAAAUCGAGGAAUGGUUUUUAUUUUUUGUACAUACGAACCCAUAGAAGUUUUGCAUUACUACUUACAAAGCUUUAUCGAUUCUUUCUGAAUGAACCUUCAGUCAAGAACAACAACAACAUCAACAACAAUAUCAACAACAACACAUACCAAAUAAAUGAAUCGUUCGAAAAAAUUCCAUUCUACGUUGCCAUUCUGGCUUACAUAGGAUUUUAUGUGCUCCUAUUUCUGGGCUACUUGAAUCAAUUUUUAUUCCCUCCAGUGGUAGCCAAAGAAAAGAAUCGUGAAGGUUAUCCGGCUUUAUUCGAUAAAUUUGAAACUUUUUACUGGAAUUAUGUAUUUAGACGAAUAAGAGACGGAUGGGAAAGACCCAUAUGUGGUGUGGCUGGAGCUGAAGUCAUGUUGAAAGAUCGAGUUACCCAUGACAAAGGAUGGACCUUUCAAUUUACUGGAACUGAAACGAAAUACUUGAAUUUAGGUUCCUAUAAUUACUUGGGAUUUGCUCAAGCUGAUGGUAUUUGUUCGAAACAUAGUGUAGAAACAAUUGAAAAAUAUGGCUGUGCCACUGGCAGUACUCGUAAAGAAGUAGGAACAGUUACCCUUCAUCGAGAAUUAGAAGAAUUGACAGCUCGAUUUUUAGGAGUUGAAGAUGCAAUAAUUUUUGGAAUGGGUUUCGCGACAAAUGCAUUAAACCUAGCCAGUAUAAUGUCGCCCGACUGUUUGGUUAUGAGUGAUGAGAAAAAUCACGCGUCUUUAAUUUUAGGCCUGAAAUUAUCCGGUGCCACUGUUCGAAUUUAUAAACAUAAUGAUAUGAAAAGUUUAGAAAAUAAUUUAGUCGAUGGUUUAAGAAAAGGCCAACCAGGUACCAAAAAACCGUGGAGAAAAUUGUUCAUCGUCACAGAAGGAAUUUUCAGCAUGGAGGGUUCCAUCGUAAAAUUACCACCACUUUUAGCUAUAAAACAAAAAUACAAGGCAUACGUAUAUCUCGACGAAGCUCACAGUAUCGGUGCAUUAGGAUCUCGUGGACGAGGAGUAAUCGAUUACUACGGAUGUGAUCCCAAACAAGUCGAUAUACUGAUGGGUACAUUUACAAAAUCUUUCGGAUCAGCUGGCGGAUAUAUCGCUGGUUCAAAGUCGUUGAUUGACCAUUUAAGAAUUCACGGAGAUGCUGAAUAUUAUGCUUCUUCGAUGCCACCUCCGGUCGGUCAACAAAUUUAUUCCUCUAUGAAAAUUAUUAUGGGAGAAGAUGGAACAAACGAUGGCCAAAAAAGAAUUAAACGUUUAGCCAGAAAUACGCAAUAUUUUCGUAGACGUUUACAACAAAUGGGAUGCAUUGUAUACGGCAAUGAUGACUCUCCAGUGGUCCCAAUGCUUGUAUACAUGUACUCAAAAGUAACAGCAGUAGUCAGAUUAUACGCGGACUAUAAUAUUGCCACUGUAGGUGUUGGGUUCCCUGCAACUGCGCUGAUGGAAUGUAGAAUAAGAUUUUGCCUUUCAGCUGGACAUACUCUGAAGCAACUCAGAAGAGUACUGGAUAUUACCGAAACAAUCGCCGAUGAAGUUGGAUUUCGAUAUUCGAGAAGAAUACCGUUACGUGAUAUUGGAGUAUUUGAAUCAGAUGAUGAUGAAGACGCGAGAUAAUUAUAUAUUUUCAGACAUUUGCCAGAUGAAUUCGAACAAUGUAUACGAUUUGUACCAAAGUAGUAUUUGUAAUGCACUGAUUUUAAAGAUCAAAGUUGUAAUGGAAAUAAUAGAAUGUAAUUUCAAUGUAAUACCUUCGAUAUGAAUCGUGCCCCUGAAUGUUUAAAUUUUUAGCCAGUUAUUCAUUUUUUGAGAAUGUUUAAUUAUUGACUGAUUUUUCACGUAAUAAAUGAUCGAUUUUUU
Molecule: messenger RNA, 2159 nt
Organism: Planococcus citri (citrus mealybug)
Lineage: Eukaryota; Metazoa; Arthropoda; Insecta; Hemiptera; Pseudococcidae
Product: serine palmitoyltransferase 2-like
Exons: 13
Coding region: 219-1916 (565 amino acids)
Biological process (GO): sphingosine biosynthetic process; ceramide biosynthetic process
Cellular component (GO): serine palmitoyltransferase complex
Molecular function (GO): serine C-palmitoyltransferase activity; pyridoxal phosphate binding
Source: RefSeq, a predicted model, not a curated record